ACCAUGAAGUGGAUGUUUAAGGAGGACCACUCGCUGGAACACAGAUGCAUGGAAUCCGCGAAGAUCAGAGCGAAGUGCCCCAACCGGGUUCCAGUGAUCGUGGAAAAGGUCUCAGGCUCUCAGAUUGUUGACAUUGAUAAAAGGAAGUACUUGGUUCCAUCUGACAUCACUGUGGCUCAGUUCAUGAGGAUCAUCAGGAAAAGGAUCCAGCUUCCUUCUGAGAAGGCCAUCUUUGUGGACAAGACAGUCCCACAGUCCAGCCUAACUAUGGGACAGCUUUACGAGAAGGAAACAGAUGAAGAUGGAUUCUUUUAUGUGGCCUACAGUGGAGAGAACUCUUUUGGCUUCUGAGGGCCAGUACUGGGCUAGGUGCACCGUUCCUGCUCGUGUAUCUUGUAAAUAACCGGCUGUUUUCAGUUACUCUACCAGAGCCUUCACAUAGACCCACUCGUGCAUUUGUAACUGAAUUUA
Molecule: messenger RNA, 471 nt
Organism: Psammomys obesus (fat sand rat)
Lineage: Eukaryota; Metazoa; Chordata; Mammalia; Rodentia; Muridae
Product: gamma-aminobutyric acid receptor-associated protein-like 2
Exons: 1
Coding region: 4-351 (115 amino acids)
Biological process (GO): macroautophagy; autophagy of mitochondrion; autophagosome assembly
Cellular component (GO): autophagosome; autophagosome membrane; cytosol
Molecular function (GO): ubiquitin protein ligase binding
Source: RefSeq, a predicted model, not a curated record